Nicotiana attenuata is the source of this 1877-nucleotide messenger RNA. RefSeq names its product arogenate dehydrogenase 2, chloroplastic. The record is from RefSeq and is a predicted model, not a curated record. The transcript has a single exon. The coding region runs from base 292 to 1422 and encodes 376 amino acids. Gene Ontology annotation, molecular function: prephenate dehydrogenase (NADP+) activity; NAD+ binding; prephenate dehydrogenase (NAD+) activity. Gene Ontology annotation, biological process: L-tyrosine biosynthetic process. NCBI's taxonomy places the organism in Eukaryota, Viridiplantae, Streptophyta, Magnoliopsida, Solanales, Solanaceae.
GUCCAGAAAAAAAAAAUAUAACUUUUCAAUCUCUGUCUCUCUUCUUCGUCGAAAAAGUCGUCCCGUUGUCUAUUCCUCACCUUCCCCCAUUUUCCUCCAUUAUAAAGCCCUCAGCUUUUCCCUUCUCCAUACACCCAAUUCGCCACUUCCCUUCUCUCUCUCCCUAAAUCUUGCUCAAAUUUCCCCUCAUCUGUUUAAUAUAUCAAGAAUUAAGAUUUAAAUCUUUCAUAUUUCAAGAAAAUCAAGAUUCAAUCUUUUUGUGCAGACAACAUUGUAUAAUACCAAAAUACCAUGUUGUCUUUCACCCCUCUUCAAUCCAAGCCAAUACCACCCACCCCCACCUCAAACGCCACCCAUUGGUCUUGGUCUCAUUUCACCCACCACCACCCCACUACCCGCCGCCAUUUCUUUGCUUCUUCACCCUCCAAAGUCAGUUACCGCCGCCUUAGCAUUAAUGCCAUUGAUGCAGCACAGCCUUAUGAUUAUGAAGCAUUGGUAUCAAAUAAAUAUGCUCAGUCAACAAGACUCAAGAUUGCUAUAGUGGGUUUUGGCAACUUCGGUCAGUUUCUUGCUAAAGCCUUUGUUCGUCAAGGUCAUGUUGUGUUUGCUCAUUCAAGAACUGAUUACUCACACAUUGCAAAUUCUUUAGGUGUUUUAUUUUUUCAAGAUCCGCAUGACCUUUGUGAGCAACAUCCUGAUGUUAUUCUACUUUGUACUUCAAUUAUAUCUACUGAACCUGUCCUUAGAUCACUACCUAUUCAAAGGCUAAAAAGAAACACAUUGUUUGUUGAUGUUUUGUCUGUUAAAGAGUUUCCAAAGAACAUUUUCCUUCAAGUUUUGCCUUCCCAUUUUGAUAUUUUGUGUACUCAUCCUAUGUUUGGACCUGAAAGUGGUAAGGAUAGUUGGAAAGAUUUGGCCUUUGUGUUUGAUAAAGUUAGAAUUGGUGAAGAGGAAUCGAGAAAAGGAAGGGUUGAUAGGUUUCUUGAUAUAUUUGAGAAAGAAGGGUGUAGGAUGGUGCAGAUGACGUGUGCGGAGCAUGAUAGGUAUGCUGCCGGUUCGCAGUUUAUUACACAUACGAUGGGGAGAGUAUUGGAGAAGUUGGAUUUGGAGACAACUCCUAUAAAUACGAAAGGGUACGAGACUUUGUUGAAUUUGGUUGAGAAUACUUCUAGUGAUAGCUUUGACUUGUACUAUGGGUUGUUUAUGUACAAUAAGAAUGCGAUGGAGCAGUUGGAAAGGCUUGAUUUGGCUUUUGAGGCUUUGAAGAAGGAGUUAUUUGGGCAUUUGCAUGAAGUCUUGAGGAAGCAAUUGUUCGGGAAGGCGGAGGAAGCGGGACAGAGGCGUAUCUUAACCAAGUUGCCCAAGAAUGGGUAUGCACUACCAGCUCCUUCAUCGGAGGCUGUUAAAUCCGAGAACAAUUGAAGGGAAUUCUGGAACUUGGUAUGUCUGCAAUUUUGUUUGGUGACUUCUUGCUUUGGGAUUAAGAAGAUAUGUUUAUUAGCACAACCCAUGUAAUGAUCCGAUAUUAGCAAUGUAACUAUGCCACAAGGACAUGCUUAUUGUGUUGUUUUAAGUGAAGGUUAAAGCACUAAUUCAACCUUCUUUUCCAUUUGGAGUCGGGGUUAGGUGUUGAGUUGUAAGACCAUCAAAAGGACCAUAAACAUUUUGUCCUGCAAUGUCAGCUGUCCUUUUGAUAUUUUUGGAACAUCUGUUGUAUGAGAGUUACUUUUGAUGAGAUCAAUUAUUAGAUGUUGAGAAUGUAGUGUAGGAUGGAAAAAGCAGUUAACAUUAUUUAUCUGUUGGUCACUGGAUGUAUUCUGCAUCUCAUGUAUUUAUGUUAUAAGACGAGUUAUGUGUUCGCCUUCAUUUCUUCUGAA